AUGGGACGCAGGAUUCGCUACAGCCGCCCAAAGUCCUCUCCGCCGGAGACGCUUCUAGAUUUCCUCUGCACACGCUUCUCGUACCUCUCACGCGACGCGUGGCAGCAGCACAUCUCGGCGGGGCAUCUGUCGGUAACCAGCAAGGACGGCGUGUCAACGUCCGCGGCCUAUGUGCUGCGACAGAGUGAUGAAAUACACUUCGAUCCGCCUCGGGAGCUGGAGCCAGAGGUGGAUGAACACAUUGAUGUCGUGCACGACGACGAGGCGAUUCUCGUGUGCGUCAAGAACGGCAAUCUCCCCGUCGCAGAGGGGGGACGGUACUCCAGCAACACAUUGGUGGGUGUCCUGCAGCGGUGCAGCACAGCAGCCGUGGCUUCUGCAUCAGCUUCAGAUAGUGCCAUCCCCAUUACUGCUACUACUACUACUACUACUUCUAAGGGGACUGAGGAGCGGAAGCGAAGACGCAGCAGUGAGGAGCAUGCGGCAGGGGCUUCUGCUGCUCCGUUGGCAUAUCACCCCGUUCAUCGUCUCGACAAGGAGACAUCCGGACUCGUUGUGCUGGCGAAGCAGGCCACCGCCGCGCGGCUCCUCUCAACGCAGUUCGAGCAGCAGUCCGAGCGGCUUACUGCGAGUGUGUUGCAGCUGGCCGAUGCUGCUGGCGGGCAGCUAGGCUCUGCGGCGGUUGAUGCGCUCGUGGAGGGGGCGAAGUCCGUCACAAAGUCGUACAUCGCCGUUCUCGCCGGUGCGGCCCCCGAAGGCGCCGUCUUUGUCGUGUGUGACCGCAUCGGACUGCUAUCAGAAGGCGCAGAGCCGGGCGCGAGCGAGCACGCGAAGCUGCAGAAGCUCAAGAUGGCAUGCUUCCCUGCAAGCGUGCAGGAGAACCCGCGACGCCUCGGCCGGGCGGCGUGCUCGCGCAUUCGUAUCCUUCGCAGCGACGCGGCGCUUGGUGUCUCUGUCGCGUGCGUGGAUAUUCUCACGGGGCGCACGCACCAGAUACGGCUGCACUGCGCCCAGCUAGGUUUCCCUGUGCUUGGCGACAAGUUGUACGAGACGGCAACACCGGGUGUGGUGGGCGGGUGCCGUGCCGUUGCGGACGACACGUACCUGGCGCGUGUGCGUGGUGGUGUGUAUAUGAUUAGCGCUGCAGCGCCGCGGCUGCGGGUGCGCCGGCAUCUUUUGCACGCCGCUGUGUUGGCGUUUCGUCACCCUAUCAGUGGUGAGCGUCUGGAGUUCUUUGCCGAUCCGCGUGAGUGGCUCCUCCGCGAUGUUACGGAGGUUGAUGAUGAGGCCGCAGAUGUAGCAUCGACUGCGGGAAAAAGAAGCAACACGAACACUCUUGUAGAGUUGCGUCAGUUGUUGGAUAAGGUCAUGGAUGCACGGAGCGUUUCUGCCGCACAUCUCUCACAGUCUCUACCGCCUCUGUAA
Trypanosoma grayi is the source of this 1425-nucleotide messenger RNA. RefSeq names its product putative RNA pseudouridylate synthase. Lineage: Eukaryota; Euglenozoa; Kinetoplastea; Trypanosomatida; Trypanosomatidae. Gene Ontology annotation, biological process: pseudouridine synthesis. The record is from RefSeq and is a predicted model, not a curated record. The transcript has a single exon. Gene Ontology annotation, molecular function: pseudouridine synthase activity; RNA binding. The coding region runs from base 1 to 1425 and encodes 474 amino acids.